Messenger RNA from Betta splendens (Siamese fighting fish), 1519 nucleotides. RefSeq names its product 5-hydroxytryptamine receptor 3A-like. NCBI's taxonomy places the organism in Eukaryota, Metazoa, Chordata, Actinopteri, Anabantiformes, Osphronemidae. Gene Ontology annotation, biological process: chemical synaptic transmission; nervous system process; regulation of membrane potential. Bases 60 to 1319 code for a protein of 419 amino acids. Gene Ontology annotation, molecular function: neurotransmitter receptor activity; extracellular ligand-gated monoatomic ion channel activity; transmembrane signaling receptor activity. The record is from RefSeq and is a predicted model, not a curated record. The transcript has 9 exons. Gene Ontology annotation, cellular component: synapse; neuron projection; membrane.
GCUGCUGUCAGUCAACGUGCAGUCACACGUGAAGUCUGACGGCCUGACUUGCUGCAGCGAUGCUUCUGGAACUAUUGAGAUUCCCUGCCCUCGGCCCGGGCACGGCUGUCUUCAUACUCAACGUGUUAGCAGGAGGUGGAAGCUGUGAUGACAGCUGCAGAAGUCGCCGGUGUCUGGCUGAAAAGCUGAUAAACUACAACCUCACGUCUCAGCCGCAGAAUGAGAACUGCACCCAGCCUGUGUACGUGCCCUAUUUGGAGUAUCAGACCGUGUCCGUUGACACUAAGAGUCUCCGCCUGAAUACCCGCCUGCAGGCCACACUCAUAUGGACAGACCUGGAUCUGAGAUGGAACACGUCUGUUUAUAAUUACACCAUGGUGGUGCUGCCCGUGGAUAGUGUCUGGACGCCAAAGCUCCACAUAACAAACGCACUAGACACCACCUUCGAGGACACGUCGUCUGACCUGCUGCUCUACAGCAACGGCACCAUGAUACACACGGUGGUCAUUAAUGCGGACGUGAACUGUGAAGUCAACAUGUUCAACUACCCGUUCGCCGCUGAUUCGUGCCCUGUUGCGAUCCAGACGUGGAGCGUUGACGGGUGCGGUACACAGUUGACAAUUGGUAAACUGGACAUUAGUGAUGGUUCACAUGGAGAUUGGGAAACAGAGACAGCAAGCUUGCUACAAGUUUCAGAAGAUCGCAACUACAUCAUGGUGAUGCUGAAAAUGAAGCCCUCCAACCCCUUCAUCACGUUAAUGCUGCCCAGUAUUCUGAUCAUCCUGGCUGACAUGAUCAGCUUCGCUCUGCCGCUGGAAGGCGGCGAGCGCAACGGCUUCAAGGUCACUCUGGUGCUCAGCUUCACCAUGUUCCUCAGCAUCCUCAACGACCAGCUGCCUGGAGACAGCCAGUGCAGCCCCGUCAUCAGGGGCCACUUCUGUGUGUGUCUGGUCCUGUUGGUGGUGAGCAUGCUGGAGUCCCUGGUGAUGACACGGGUGGCUAACGAUGGCAGUGUCUUCUUCUUCUUAAGGAAAAAUAGAAACAAGUAUGAAGAUACAGGUAAUAUUAAUGUCAUUCAGCUGAAAGACUCAGAAGAGGACGCUCAAAUGCUCAGAAAAGUGGUGAACUUCCUGGAAGCUUUAAGUGCAAAGGAGGUGAAAAGUGCCAAAUAUGAGAGGUUAGCCCACAACAUAGACACUGUCUUUUUCUGGUUCUAUUCCAUUUGUGGCACUGUGUACUUCUGUGCCAUGAUGUACAUUAUGGUCAGACAUAUUUGUAAUAUUGACCAUUUUAUAUUCUGGUUUGAUUACUAUGAUUAACUGAACAAGAUUUGCAUGUUGCAUUCAGGUUCUUAAUUCUUGAUAAAGACUGUAGAUAAAUAUUUAAUGGUAAGACAAAGGGCAUUUGUGCCAUGUGUUUAACCUCACCUUCAUAAUACUGUCAUUUAUUGAGUUUUGCUGAUGUGUACUUACUAAUUUCUUGCAUAAUGUGUAAUAUUUAAUUAAAUGGAUUAAAAAAG